Molecule: messenger RNA, 1370 nt
Organism: Mercenaria mercenaria
Lineage: Eukaryota; Metazoa; Mollusca; Bivalvia; Venerida; Veneridae
Product: E3 ubiquitin-protein ligase XIAP-like
Exons: 5
Coding region: 28-909 (293 amino acids)
Biological process (GO): regulation of cell cycle; negative regulation of apoptotic process
Cellular component (GO): nucleus; spindle microtubule; cytoplasm
Molecular function (GO): cysteine-type endopeptidase inhibitor activity involved in apoptotic process
Source: RefSeq, a predicted model, not a curated record
GGUUUCCCAUAUUUUUAUGCUACAAUAAUGGAAUAUUAUCCUGGAAUAUCAAAUGGAAGACCAAGGAACCCUGAUUAUUCCAUGACAACGGAAAGAUUGGCAACAUUCAAAGGAUGGUCAACAAAUGGGAUCGUUAUUGAGGAGCUGUCAAACGCGGGUUUUUAUGCUACAGGAAGCCGAGACUUUGUAAGAUGUUUUUACUGCGGAGGAGGCAUGAAAGACUGGCAACAAGAUGAUGAUCCUUGGAUAGAGCAUGCUAGAUAUUUUCCAGAUUGUGACUUUUUAAAGCUACACGCGGAUGAAGAGUUUAUAAAAAAGGCACAGUAUAUGGAUGCAAUGGAAUCUCCAUGUGAACACGUGAAAAAACGUCUUGUUCCUGAUCAGCUGAUAGAGGAUUUGAAUAGUAAGGCAUCCUUGCUUCUUCUGGACAGAGGGUAUAGGCAAGAGGAUGUUGAACAGGCGAUUGAAAGAGCAAGGGAAAAGCAAUGUAGCGGAGAUUUAAGCGCUCAUGUUAUUCUCGAGGUCCUACUUGAAAGUGACACGUUUACUACGCCCUAUAGCAAAGACACAUUUUCUUCUUCAUGGCCAACGAACCAUAUGAGUUUGUCAAAUGGCCAGGCGGAAAAUCUAGCACGUGUUCCUGUCAGUUUUGGGAGCAGUUUGUCUGAGCCUUUAGGUGAAAAGACAUAUGCUGAUGAUGAACUCAAUACUGAACAACGCCGUUUGUUGGACGAGAACCGUGCUCUGAAACACAGGAUGACCUGUAAAGUAUGUCUGGACAAUGAUGCAUGCAUUGUGUUUAUUCCGUGCGGGCACAUGGUAUCAUGCAGGCAAUGUGCUGGUAGACAAAACAAGUGCGCGGUCUGUAGAGCUGAAAUAAAAGAAACAAUACGGACAUAUCCCGCCUGAAACCCACAGAUUAAAGCUUGGAUACCUGUUAAUAAAUAAAGAAAUUUAUGAUGAUAUUUCACUACGAAUUAAAGUAAUAAGGACAUUCUCAAUGGGACAAUCAACGUUCUAAGAACGGAGCUCUGUGAAAUCAAAACCAUGUUGCAGUGUAUAUAUAGAAAGAACAGAACAUUAGUUUAUUUCCGAUUUAUAUAACAAGUGCGUCAUCACAUAUACAUAAAUAAUAUAACUAUAAACAAAGUCAGAAUGGCGAUAUUAAGUCUUACUACUACAUACUAUUGGGAGGAUGAACAUUUGCAAUUCUUUGAAAGAGACGAAAUUUAUAUAACAUGCACAUUUUUCAGUACACUUAUUCAUAGUAUUUAUCAAAUCUAUUUAUCAACGCUUGGUCUAACAUUAUACAAUUAUUUAAUGUAGUUUUUCUAAUACUUAUAACAAGGACAUAUAGGUAUGAAAUAUUA